Molecule: messenger RNA, 1429 nt
Organism: Nezara viridula (southern green stink bug)
Lineage: Eukaryota; Metazoa; Arthropoda; Insecta; Hemiptera; Pentatomidae
Source: the annotation of a GenBank genome assembly
GUAAUCCUUGCUGAACUCUUGUGACUAGUAAACCUGUUAUGGAGCUGGAACUGUUACAGACAGAACUAUAGAACCGCUCCGUAUAGUAGCAAGUUACUACUAGUAACACCUGUUGGACCAGUUACUCUUCCAAGGUCAGCUGAAGUUCAACUACUUUCGUUUGUCAACUCCCGUGCUCCAGUUCGGGUGUGUCAACAUUUCCAGAAUGGUCACUUGAAAUAUGAGGCACAGGAAUACAUGCCUGUCCAUCCUGUGUUUGAGUUUGCUGUUCUUUCUAUAUCUAAGUUACAUCAAGCACAGUGCAAAUGACAACUUGGUCUAUCUUCCUAACAUCGGCUACAUUGGUAGAGAAGAAGAACUCCUUGACCUCCGCAACUUCAACUACAUCCUCAAAGGUAAACCGUGUGAAAGAAAUAUCACACACGUCCAGAUAGUCACAUCUUACUCUGGAAACGUAGAAGCCAGAAGCGCCAUCAGAAGAGCCUAUCCUUCCUCUGAUCUGAAUAGGUUAGGCAUUUCAAGAGUUUUUCUACUGGCAACGCUUCCGCCUUUCCAUGAAGUCAGUCAAAAUGCCCUUGUCGACGAGAAUAAAAAAUAUUCUGAUCUGGUUCAGGGGAAUUUCGUUGAAUCUUACAGAAACCUCACUUACAAGCACCUUAUGGGUCUUAAAUGGGCGACAAAAUAUUGUAAAAACGUUAAAUUUGUCAUAAAAACUGAUGAUGAUAUUCUAGUUGACUUGUACAGCCUGUUGGACAUUAUUGAAAAUAAGAAAUUCCAACUUAUGGGCUACGUUCUCAAAGAUAUGAGGCCCAUUCGAGUCAAGGCAAACAAGUGGUAUGUGACAAGAAAUGAAUACCCAGAUGAAAAUUAUCCUUCUUUCCUUUCUGGUUGGAUGUACGUGGUGACACUUGAAGCAGUGAAAAAGCUUCUUAGCCAUGCUAGAGAUUUCAAUUAUUUCUGGAUUGAUGAUCUGUUUGUCACAGGGAUGGUGUCUCAGAAAUCUAAUGUUACUCUGUCAGAUAUUAGUGAAUUGUUCACUGUUCAUCCUGAAGUAACAGAGUGUUGCAUGAGAAAAGGUCUGAAGUGCGAUUUCAUUGUAUCGCCAGAUGGUGGAGACCAUUCUCUUCAGUUGACGUUUCAGAAACAUGUCAGGCAUUGCUAUGUCAACAGUUGUCCAACUCUGAAGCCAGGUACUAAAAUUGAAGACAAGUGUGUAGCAAAACGCAAGCUGCCACCUCUCCGUAAAGGUUUUCCAAAAAUAACGGUUGUACAAUAAAUUUAACAGUGCAAUAUAUAUCUAUUAAUUAACAAAAUACUUUUUUAACAACCUGAAUUAAAUGGUUUGAAAAUCAUUUGACUGAUUUGUAAAGUUAUUAAAUGUACAUAAAAAAGUUUAUUUUUACUAAUAAAUUAUAUUUUCUAUAAAUUA